AAAUGAAAUACAAAAAUACGAUGCAAUGUUGUCCACACUCUGUUGAUAAAGGGCUUUGUAGUAGUAUUUUGUUUUUUAUUUGUUUUGGAAAUUUUGACAAAAAGUUAUUUAUGGUUGAAGGCAAAUUUGGAAUUAAUAGUGAAUCGAGUAUAUAAAUUGUUGUUUUAUUCAAUGCAAACAGUCCUAUCCAAUG
Messenger RNA from Meloidogyne enterolobii, 193 nucleotides. The record is from the annotation of a GenBank genome assembly. NCBI's taxonomy places the organism in Eukaryota, Metazoa, Nematoda, Chromadorea, Rhabditida, Meloidogynidae.